AAAUCCCAACCUUCCCCCUCUUCCUCUUCCCAUCAAAACCCACCAAUACAACCCAAUUCUGCUUCUGCAAAUUAAAAAAAAAAAAAAAAAUCUCGGUUUCUGGUGAACAAAAUGCCGAGGUUCACCAUUUUUCUGCUUCUCCUGUCAUUAUUCGGAUUCACGUCUUCCUUCGCCAGAUCUGUCAUCGCUUCGAAACCUCGGGCGAUCGAAUCUUUCGUCCCUAAAUCGGAUUUGCAGAAUGCGGGGAGCUGUUCAUACACUGUGAUCAUCAAGACAAGCUGUUCUUCUGUGUCUUAUACCAGAGACAAGAUCAGUAUCGCCUUCGGUGAUUCGUACGGCAACGAGGUGUACGUGAAGAGACUUGACGACCCGUAUUCGAAGACAUUCGAGAGAUGUUCAACGGACACUUACCGAAUAACGGGACCGUGUAUGAGGGAAGUCUGUUACCUCCAUUUCCUCAGGCAGGGAUCCGACGGCUGGAAACCCGAUAACGUCAAGAUCUACGGCUCCUCCAUUAGGUCCGUCACGUUCUAUUUUAACGUCUUCUUACCUGACGCCGUUUGGUACGGCUUCGACGAGUGUCACCAUUCCCGUAAUGGCAACGUCAAGUCUACGACGGAGUCCGUUGCUGGUGGUUCCUCGGCGGCUUUCUAAAGUAGACGGGCCAAGUAAACGGCCGUUAUUGAGACGUUCUCGCCGUUAGUAAAACGGACAUGUAUAAUAAAUGCUUGGUAAUAAUAUUUUCUUUGGGAUGUUUCAUACU
This is a messenger RNA of Tarenaya hassleriana, 763 nucleotides long. RefSeq lists its product as uncharacterized. Bases 112 to 654 code for a protein of 180 amino acids. NCBI's taxonomy places the organism in Eukaryota, Viridiplantae, Streptophyta, Magnoliopsida, Brassicales, Cleomaceae. The transcript is spliced from 3 exons. Gene Ontology annotation, molecular function: protein binding. The record is from RefSeq and is a predicted model, not a curated record.